Molecule: messenger RNA, 1115 nt
Organism: Pseudogymnoascus verrucosus
Lineage: Eukaryota; Fungi; Ascomycota; Leotiomycetes; Thelebolales; Thelebolaceae
Exons: 4
Coding region: 184-969 (261 amino acids)
Source: RefSeq, a predicted model, not a curated record
AUAAAAGAACGCAUCCAUGCCAAGAGACGACUUAUCGAGAUAUUGAGAUUGACAGAGGAUUCGACUGUCAUUUAGGCGCCUUGAUAUCGUAUUUCUGACUCGAAAACACCGCCUGGUAAAAACUGUCGUAGCCAUCGAACCAUCACAAUCAGGCCACUUUUACUCGCCGACCAACUCGCAGAAAUGGCAUUCCCAUAUAAGCAUGUCCUCCUCAUUGGAGCAACAUCUGGUAUCGGCAAGGCGAUGGCGGAGCGACUCAUUGCCGAAGGCGUGAAAGUGACAGCCGUCGGGCGGCGCAAGGAUGCCCUCGAGGAGUUUGAGAACGCGCACCCCGGCCUUGCUCGCGGUGCGGCGCUGGAUAUAACACAGCUGGAUAAGAUUCCUGGGUUUGCGAAACACAUCACGGAGGCGUCACCGGAUAUCGACUGCCUCUUCCUGAACGCGGGAAUGCAGCGACCAUUUGACUUUUCGAAGCCAGAGAGCGUGGACCUGAACGUGUUCAACGCUGAGACGAUGGUGAACUACACGAGCUUGGUGGCCGUGACGCACGCGUUCCUGCCGUUCCUGAUCGCGAAGGAGGGCCCAUCGGGGAUUAUCUUCACUGGGACGCAUAUAUCAAUCGUACCUGCGGCGCAGUUGCCGGGUUACUCCGCCUCGAAGUCGGCGCUGAAUGUGUUUACGAUGUGUUUGAGGGACCAGUUGCGUAAUACGCAGAUCAAAGUCACCGAGAUUGUCGCUCCGGCUGUGAAGACCGAACUUCACGACUAUAUGGGCCUUGAGGUCGGCCGAAACCUCGGAAUGCCGCUGGAUAAAUUCACCGAAGAAGCAUACCAAGGGCUGUUGUCGGGCGAGGAUACCAUCGCUGUUGGUGGGAUUAUGAUUCCUGGGGCGAAGGAGGCGAUGGCGGAUAUAGUGGCAAAGCGCAGGACGAUAUUUACUUCGCUGGCGGAGCUGAUCAGAAGCCGUUGAUAGGUGAACGGGACGUUUUGGUCUGGUGGUCGGUGGGUUAGAGUAGGCCUUGAGGCACAUCUCCUCUCAUUCCUAUUGUUCUGUAUAAUAGAUGGGAAGGCCUCGGUUUAGUUGGUAGCGCCUUAAUAACAUUGCUGCCGCCGAAC